This is a messenger RNA of Neurospora hispaniola, 231 nucleotides long. RefSeq lists its product as uncharacterized. The annotation marks the transcript as partial. The record is from RefSeq and is a predicted model, not a curated record. The transcript is spliced from 2 exons. Lineage: Eukaryota; Fungi; Ascomycota; Sordariomycetes; Sordariales; Sordariaceae.
AUGUUGCAAGAAUAUAUACCACAGAAUCCGGCAAUCUGGAAGUCACGUUGGCAAUUUAAGAGAAGAAGAUACUCACAAGAUCAUUCACAAAGAAGAUCCUAUCCGGAAACCGAAAGAGGUGCUGCAGGGAAAAACUAUCGGCGUUGUGUAACAGGGGACCUCUUUCAGCUCCCAAGCGAGACCGGAAGUUUCAAACGACUUGGCGCUCUCCUCCACGAAUCGCAGCUUUUU